This is a messenger RNA of Danio aesculapii, 2274 nucleotides long. It is a transcript of the gene prps1a, whose product is annotated as phosphoribosyl pyrophosphate synthetase 1A. The record is from RefSeq and is a predicted model, not a curated record. The coding region runs from base 162 to 1124 and encodes 320 amino acids. Gene Ontology annotation, cellular component: cytoplasm; ribose phosphate diphosphokinase complex. Lineage: Eukaryota; Metazoa; Chordata; Actinopteri; Cypriniformes; Danionidae. Gene Ontology annotation, molecular function: ribose phosphate diphosphokinase activity; magnesium ion binding; ATP binding. Gene Ontology annotation, biological process: 5-phosphoribose 1-diphosphate biosynthetic process; purine nucleotide biosynthetic process; ribonucleoside monophosphate biosynthetic process. The transcript has 7 exons.
CAUAGUGCAUUUGCUGCGCGGACAGACCUGAAACGGAGGAGAUACCCGGCACCAGGCCCUCGGCUUAACAUUAAAUUAGAAGAUAUUAUUUUAACUUACAGUGUUUUUCAUAAAACACUGUACGCCACCCCGACACUAUAGGCACCACGGAUCAGCCCAAAAUGCCAAACAUAAAAAUAUUUAGCGGUAGCUCGCAUCCGGAUCUGUCGCAGAAGAUCGCGGACCGACUGGGACUCGAGCUGGGGAAAGUGGUCACCAAAAAAUUCAGCAACCAAGAAACCUGCGUAGAGAUAGGAGAGAGUGUCCGUGGAGAAGAUGUCUACAUCGUCCAGAGUGGCUGUGGCGAAAUCAACGACAAUCUUAUGGAGCUGCUGAUCAUGAUCAAUGCCUGUAAGAUUGCAUCGGCGUCCAGAGUCACCGCGGUCAUUCCUUGCUUCCCCUACGCUCGGCAGGACAAGAAGGACAAGGUGGGGAGCCGGGCUCCAAUCUCAGCCAAGCUGGUGGCGAACAUGCUGUCUGUAGCCGGAGCAGACCACAUCAUCACUAUGGACCUCCACGCCUCUCAGAUUCAGGGUUUCUUUGACAUUCCGGUUGAUAACUUGUAUGCUGAGCCAGCAGUCCUCAAAUGGAUAAAAGAAAACAUCAAUGAAUGGAAGAAUUGCACCAUUGUUUCCCCUGAUGCCGGUGGAGCAAAGAGAGUGACAUCCAUUGCGGACCGGCUGAACGUGGACUUUGCUCUGAUCCAUAAGGAGAGGAAGAAGGCCAAUGAGGUGGAUCGAAUGGUGCUGGUCGGGGACGUGAAGGACCGAGUGGCCAUUUUAGUAGAUGACAUGGCAGACACGUGUGGGACAGUGUGUCAUGCAGCUGACAAACUGGUGUCUGCUGGAGCCAUUAAAGUCUACGCCAUCUUGACUCAUGGCAUCUUCUCUGGCCCGGCCAUUUCUCGCAUCAACAAUGCCAACUUCGAGGCUGUUGUGGUCACCAACACAAUUCCACAGGAGGACAAAAUCAAACACUGCAGCAAGAUUCAGGUGAUCGACAUCUCUAUGAUCCUGGCUGAAGCUAUUAGGCGAACACACAAUGGAGAGUCCGUUUCAUACCUGUUUAGUCACGUCCCCUUAUAACACACACACCCCUACACACAUCAUCUCUUCACAAACACGUUCACUGUGUACAAUUUCAUACGAUGUAGAACUAUUGCUGCGUGUGUUGAGCCAUGGUCUUUAUAAGAGUCUCAAGCGCGUGCCAUUUAUCUCGAGAUAUAUUCUGAAGAGCGACUGGGAAGAAUGAAAGCUAAUGUGCCAUAUAUGUAGUUCUCCUUUCUGCUGCAUGUGCUCACUCUCCUCUUCUUUUGACCUCUAAGAAUAUCAUGUGUAACUCGUUUCCAUCACAUUUCACACCUCAUACUAGGUUAUAUAAAGUUUUCUGCAUGUUCGUCUGGACAAGCUCUUGAUUUCUGCUGUCUGUUGUUGUUGUAAAGAAAUCACUGAAACCAAUAAUUAGAUAAACCCUCCCUCGAUCAUAAUGGGAAAUUCUCCUGUGAUACUGGAUGUUUCUUAGCUUUAAAUGUAACUUGAAGGUACGAUUUCUGAUUUUGGUAACUCUUUUUAGUUUCAUUGGAAGAACUAAUUACUAACACAAGGCUUUAAUGGAAUCGUUGGAUUAAGCCACUUUAGUUUGCCUGCCAUUUUUAUGGCAGCUGAUGUUUGUUUUUCUUCUCAGGUUUUAGUUUUAGGUUAAUUUCUUUCUCUUUUUCCAUUUGCUUUAAACAAGUUCAUCUCUUCAGGGUCCUUUGACAGGGUGAUAACCUAGAUCUGAGUGGAAAAAACUAGGUCACUUUUUUUUUAUAGUUAUGAUAGUUUUCUUUUGUUUAUGUUCAUGUUUACAGUUAAGCAGUGUUUUUGUCUGCUUAAACACAGAUCUGUGAAGUGCCCUUUAGAUUUGAUUGAACACAUGCACACACACUUAGUCUUAUGUGUGUUUGCUGUGGAAUUGGCCCAAACAAUCAAGACUGUUGAACCAUAUUUCUGUUUCUUGCUUUUAUCUGUGUUUGGUCUGUGAGUUUGUUUUUGGAGUAUGUUUGUGUUUCUCUGCUACUUAAGCAAGAUCUGAGAUGAUCAAUUUAACAACCCAACAGCUUACACUGGAGCAGGAAGUGAGAUGAUAGCUCAACUUGAUAGGUCUAUGCUGUUUGCCUUAAUGGAGAAAAAACUGACGACUGUAUCUUUUUCUGAAUGCAGAAUAAUAAGUAAAGCAUUUCAUGUAUAAACUUCA